AUGGCACCUAGGCAGGCGCAGGCACCGGCACCGGCACCAGCAGUACCAUUACGCAUUAUGUCCCUGGGCGCCUCAGUGUCGUUUGGGAUAGGUUCAACGACCGGCGACAGCUACCGCAAAGAUCUCCAAGACCUGCUCGUCGCCCAAGGCAUGAAUGUCACAUAUGUCGGGACAAAAGCAAAUGGAGACUUCACCGACAACGCAGUCGAGGCAACUCCGGGAUUCAAGAUCGACCAAAUCGCUGCAGCGGCAGACGAAGCGGUGCCUCUGCUCCAACCGAACCUUGUACUUGUCGAUGCUGGCACCAAUAAUUGCAACAAAGGCGGCAUAAUACCCGACGCAGGCGCGAAUGUCACUGCCAUGAUAAACAAUAUCUUUGCACAAAGUCCAGGAUCGACUGUAAUACUCACAUCGAUACUUGCUAACAAGAUUGCUGCGCAAGAUGCAUGCCGAGUCAACAUUAACGCGCAAUACGCCGACGUAGCGACGCAAUUCCAACAGUCUGGCGCCAAGUUCGCGCUUGUAGACAUGCGAAGCCCCGCUGCGCCGGGUCUAAACGAUCUUAAUGAUACAAGACACCCGAAUGACGGCGGCUACGUUAAGAUGGCAAACGUGUGGGCCACAGGGAUUCAGGAAGUGAUUUCCCAGGGUUUCAUCACAGCACCUAAUUAA
Colletotrichum graminicola M1.001 is the source of this 672-nucleotide messenger RNA. Its product is annotated as GDSL-like Lipase/Acylhydrolase. Gene Ontology annotation, molecular function: phosphatidylcholine lysophospholipase A1 activity. Bases 1 to 672 code for a protein of 223 amino acids. The record is from RefSeq and is a predicted model, not a curated record. Lineage: Eukaryota; Fungi; Ascomycota; Sordariomycetes; Glomerellales; Glomerellaceae. The transcript has a single exon.